GGCGCGGCCCGGCGGGGGGCGGCUCAGACGCCCGCUCCGUCGCCACCGCACGGCCGGGCGCGGCGGGCAACGGGGAGAGUCGCCACCGCGCCGCCCCCGGGCUGCGGCUCUGCCCGCGCCGCCGCCGCGCCAUGGGCAGCCCCGGAGCCGAGCGGCGCAUGGGAGAAUGGUAGUGAGCCCAUAAGACCAUGCUCUACACAAUGACAUGUUGGCUCCCAGUCCUGGUCCUCCACCUGGUCCUCCUGAGCCCCCUGCGAGUGGCAGCCUGCCCUGCCCGCUGUGAGUGUGCCCCACAGAUCAAGUCAGUGAUGUGUCACCGCAAGUGGCUCACCUCCAUCCCCGAGGGCAUCCCCACCGAGACCAAGAUCCUGGAGCUCAACAAGAACCGCAUCCGCUGCCUGAACCCGGGGGACCUCGCCCCGUACCCGCUGCUGGAGGAGCUGGAUUUCAGCGAGAACAUCAUCUCCAACGUGGAGCCAGGCGCCUUCAGCAACCUGUUCAACCUGCAGACCUUGAGGCUGCGGGGGAACCAGCUGAAGCUCAUCCCCCCAGGGGUCUUCACCAAGCUGACCAACCUCACCCUCCUGGACAUCAGCGAGAACAAACUCGUCAUCCUGCUGGACUACAUGUUCCAGGACCUGCGAAACCUGAAGAGCCUGGAGGUGGGGGAUAAUGACCUGGUGUAUAUCUCCCAGCGGGCCUUCUCAGGGCUGCUUGGCCUGGAGCAGCUGACCAUCGAGAAGUGCAACCUGACCUCCAUCUCAGCCGAGUCGCUCUCCUACCUCCAGAACAUGGAAGUGCUGCGGCUCCGGCACCUCAGCAUCUCCACGCUGGAGAACCAAAACUUCAAGAAGCUCUACAACCUCCUGCAGCUGGAGAUCGACAACUGGCCGCUGCUGGAAGACAUCUCCCCCACCAGCUUCCAGGGCCUGAACCUCACCUCACUCUCCAUCACCUAUACCAACAUCACAGCCGUGCCCGCUGCUGCCUUGAGGAACCUGGUAUACCUCCGGUACCUGAACUUGUCCUACAACCCCAUUAGCACUGUGCUGAAGGGCUCCUUUAAAGACCUCAUUCGGCUCCAGGAGCUCCACAUUGUGGGUGCUCUCUUGGUGUCCGUGGAGCCACAGGCUUUCUCUGGCCUGAGACAAAUCCGGCUGCUCAACCUCUCCAGCAACUUUCUCUCCACGCUGGAGGAGAGCACGUUCCACUCUGUCAACACACUGGAGACUCUACGGGUGGACAGGAACCCCCUGGCCUGCGACUGCCGCCUCCUCUGGAUCCUGCAGCGACGGAAGACACUCAACUUUGACAGGCAGCAGCCCAUGUGCUCCUCACCACCUGAAAUCCGGGGCAACGCCCUGCACGACUUCCCGGACUCCGUGCUCUUUGAGUACUUCACCUGCCAGAAGCCCAAGAUAAGGGAUCGCAAGCUGCAGCACGUGACAGCCUGGGAAGGGCAGUCCGUGUCCUUCCUUUGCCGGGCAGAUGGGGAGCCGGACCCCUCCAUCGCCUGGGUGUCCCCCCAGCACCGCAUGAUCACCACCCGCAGCAUGGGGCGGGCGACAGUGCUGCCCGGGGGCACCCUGGAGAUCCGCUUUGCCCAGGUGCAGGACAGUGGCACCUACAUCUGCAUCGCCAGCAACGCGGGAGGCAACGACACCUAUUUCGCCACCCUGACAGUCAAGGGGCGGCCCGCCGACGGCUCCCACUACACAAACCGAACUUUGUACCUCAGUGAGUUCAACGACACCUCCCACAAUGACACACAAGUCUUCUUGAAGUUUACGUUGGACCUCAAGACCAUCCUAGUCUCCACGGCCAUGGGCUGCAUCACCUUCCUGGGCGUGGUGCUCUUCUGCUUCCUCCUCCUCUUCGUCUGGAGCCGGGGCCGGGGGCAGCACAAGAACAACUUCUCAGUGGAGUACUCCUUCCGCAAGGUGGAUGGUCCCACCACCACCACUGGCCAAGGAGGAGCCAGGAAGUUCAACAUGAAGAUGAUCUGAGCCUCUCCCAGAGGAGAACCAUUGUCUGCUGCCUGCCCUGGGCACAGCUAGGGCAGCAUGGGAGCACCGGUGACGUCCCGGGGCUGGUGGCGGGACCUGUCUGUGCUGGGAUGCAGCCAGAGACAUGCUGGAGGUGCCAUGGGUCAGAACCAUGUGAACCUCAGGGUCAGGGAGCGAUGACCUUGGCUGUCUCGGCCCCACAGAAAGCCCUCGGGGUACAAUGGCUCAGGGGCCAUCCUGGCUCCAGGGGCUCCAAAUGUAGCCAAUAUUUUUGCUACCAACUAUUUCUCUAGCCAAGAGAUCAGCAGCAUUUGGGCCUGGAAAAAAAAAAAACUGCUUCCUUUUUUUCCCCCUUUCCUUUUUUUUUAAGACACUCUCCAGAAAACUUUCCUGGUGGUUGUUUAUGGUUCUUCUCUUUUCUUGUAGUUGGGUUGGGUUUUUUGGCCCAACGAUUUAUUUUUUUUAUGACUUUCCAAGAGAAAAGUCUUCUGGGACAAUGUGGGUCUGGGGUGCUGAGUUGGGGGUCUCCCCCAGCCCCUCAGCAAAGCUGGACCCCCUGGGGCAUGGCCAUGCCUUGAAUGCUUCCCAUUGGCAGAUUUAAGAUGCAGCAUCUGCAAACGCAGGUGCCUGGGGAUGCUCCUGCACAAGCAAUAAUAACCCACCCAAGGCCAGGCUCUGAGGAGGUGUCAGCAAGAAAAAGGGGGGGG
This is a messenger RNA of Phalacrocorax carbo (great cormorant), 2713 nucleotides long. Lineage: Eukaryota; Metazoa; Chordata; Aves; Suliformes; Phalacrocoracidae. The record is from RefSeq and is a predicted model, not a curated record.